Molecule: messenger RNA, 948 nt
Organism: Chrysochloris asiatica (Cape golden mole)
Lineage: Eukaryota; Metazoa; Chordata; Mammalia; Afrosoricida; Chrysochloridae
Product: olfactory receptor 13A1-like
Exons: 1
Coding region: 1-948 (315 amino acids)
Biological process (GO): G protein-coupled receptor signaling pathway
Cellular component (GO): membrane
Molecular function (GO): G protein-coupled receptor activity; olfactory receptor activity
Source: RefSeq, a predicted model, not a curated record
AUGGAUUCUGGUGGGACCACAAAGUCCAACCAAACGCUGGUGAUGGAGUUCAUCCUGCAGGGAUUCUCAGAGCACCCUACACUGCGCCAGCCUCUGUUUGGCUGCUUCCUGGUGCUCUACACUGUGGCUCUCACGGGCAACAUUCUCAUUGUUACAGUUGUGGGCCAUAGUGCUGUCCUCCACAGUCCCAUGUACUUCUUCCUGUCCAACUUGGCCACCAUGGACAUCAUCCUCACCUCCACCAUCCUUCCCAAGGUGCUGGUGGGUUUGGUUGUGCGAGAAAACACCAUCUCCUAUGUGGGCUGUAUGACCCAGCUCUUCUUCAUAGUGUGGUCCGCGUCCUCUGAAUUGCUACUGCUUUCAGUCAUGGCCUUCGACCGCUACGUGGCCAUCUGCCGCCCGCUGCACUACAGCACCAUCAUGAGUCCACAGUUGUGCGUGGCACUAGCUGUGAGCGUUUGGGGCAUCUGCGCCUUCAACUCCUUGCUUAACACCAAUCUGACUGCACGACUGACCUUCUGUGGCCCCCGCAUCAUCACACACUUCUUCUGUGAAAUCCCACCGCUGCUGCUCCUCUCCUGUAGCACCACACGAGUGAACAGUAUCAUGACAGUUUUGGCUGACAUCUUUUAUGGCUUCAUCAAUUUCCUGCUCACACUGACAUCUUAUGGGUACAUAUUGGCCAGCAUCCUGCGCAUCCGCUCAGCUGAGGGCAAGCGCCGCGCUUUCUCCACCUGCUCCUCCCACCUCAUUGUGGUCUCUGUGUACUACACAGCUGUGUUCUGUGCCUACAUCAGCCCUGCCUCCAGCUACAGCCCUGAAAGAAGCAAAGUGGCAGGGGUGCUGUAUACUGCGCUGAGUCCCACCCUGAAUCCACUCAUUUACACGCUGCGGAAUGCAGAGGUCCAGAGGGCCCUGAGCAAGCUCCUUCCCUUCUGUAGAUGGUGA